Messenger RNA from Planococcus citri (citrus mealybug), 2713 nucleotides. RefSeq lists its product as uncharacterized. NCBI's taxonomy places the organism in Eukaryota, Metazoa, Arthropoda, Insecta, Hemiptera, Pseudococcidae. The record is from RefSeq and is a predicted model, not a curated record. The transcript has 2 exons. Bases 85 to 1905 code for a protein of 606 amino acids.
CUGUUUCAAAAACCUUUCGAUACCCACUUGCUUCGGUAAUUAGUUACACUAUGUCUUCAGAGUAGGAACGUAUUGUAAAAAAAUAUGAAUAUCGUAAAGUUGAAAUUGUAUUUUACGCUUCUUGCGUGUUCCUGGGCAAAUACGAAUUGUUCCGAAACCGAACUGAAAAAACUUCCCUGGGGCCAAUGUUUCGAAAAAGUACUGCAAGAUAAUAUAUAUGUUGAUAAGACCGGAAUUAUCUACGAAUUAAUAAAGGAUGGCGAGAAAUAUUACUUUUUUUCUCAUCCCCGAAGAUUCGGUAAAAGUUUACUAGUGAGUACACUAUUCAAAAUCUUCAGUGGCAAUAGCCAUUUGUUUGAAAACUUGGCAAUCGCCGACCCCACAUACGAUUACAAAUUUGAAAAACACGUCGUUUUACACUUUGAUUUUUCAUCAAUGGCGACCCAUAAAGAAGGAGCUCUUGAAACAAGCAUCGUAUUUGCUUUAUUACUAGAAGCCAAGCAUUUAAAUAUAACUCUUUUAAGUACAGAUACGAGUGAACGGAUGGCAGAUGUUAUGACUGAUCUCUUCGGAGAAAUAUCAAAACAGUAUGGUAAACGAAAAAUCGUAAUUUUAGUCGACGAAUACAACGAUGCCAUCACACAACACAUGUUUAAGAAGAAUUCAACCUUGGCUGAAAAAAAUCUAAAAACAAUGACGAAAUUUUUCACCGUGUUAAAAUCUCAAAACGAACAUAUUGCCUUUUGUUUUGUGACCGGGGUCGCAAAUUUCGCCAUAAAAUCGAUGUUCUCGGGACAAUUCACCGACAUUUCAUUACACCCGAAAUAUGCUACACUCGUUGGUUUUACCAAGCAAGAACUUGAGAACAACUUUAAGGACCAUAUCUCGCAUGUUGCCAACACGAAAAGCGCUAUUGAGGGAAAAACAUACAAUGCAACUGAUAUAUUGAAAAUAAUAGGCGUCAUGUAUGAUGGGUAUCACUUUUCUGAAGAUACAUCCGAGGAAAAGUCCGUUUUUAACCCGAUAUCAAUUGUGGGCUACCUUGAAGUAAUGAAGAGUCGACCAUUUUGGUGGGAAACCUCAACACAUUCUUCUGUAAUUAAUUUGCUCAAAGAAUACUCGGAAAAUGAACUUCUGGGUCUGUAUGUUUAUAACGAGACUAAAACUGUAACAAGAUCAGGGCUAAGUGGUAGCCACGAGUUGCAUUAUAAUAACCCCACAUACCUUUUGGUUCAAACGGGAUAUCUUACAAUACAGUCAUAUGACAAAAAGUUAUACGAAUACAAUCUCCGCUUUCCAAAUAAGGAAGUUGAAACAUGUUUCUUCAAACUUAUCAGUCAACUUUUGACAGGAAUAAUACGGGCGGAAGACAUGUGGAUAGAUCUAAUCGGAAUACACCGUAUGUUAAUCCAAAAGGAUGUAGAUGGAUUCUUUAAGAAAAUUGAAAUUGUGCUGCUUCAAACGAUAGGGAGUAAUGUGUAUCCUGAUACACAGACCAAUUUCUGUUAUUCGGUGAAAUGGUUCCAUGCGACUCUUUGUUCUAUUCUUAAAGGAAUGUACUCGUAUAUGAAUAUGUUGGAUCCUGAAAUGAAAGUAACGUGUGAAUACAACACAGCAGAAGGCACUGCCCACAUCAUUAUUGUACACAGCAACGUCGUAUACGUAUGGGAAUUAAAAGCGGGAGAGGUGAAUAAAAUAGCUGAUACAAGGGCAGCGAUGAAGCAAUUAUUAGAAAAAAAAUAUUACCAACAGUUUUGCACGGGGGAAAAAGACGUCGUUGCAGUUGGAAUCGUAUUUGACUCCGACUCGAGCAAUAAAACGCAAACCAUUGCUUGGGAAUCGCUUCUAUUGAAUGAAACAAAUAUUGCAGAGUGGAAAACAAAAAAUAACAUUAUUCCCCAAUGAUGAUUCGACGUCAAAAUACCUACUUUACCAAUUUUUUUUAUCUUGAUCUUCCUACCAUGAAAUAUCAAUAAGUGUGAUUUUAGCCGACGUCACGACAAGCAUAGGAUCUUUCACCGCUAUAAAAUGAAUUCCCGACAGUAAAAUGUUUCCCUGACAAAAAAAGUUUUCAAACGACUGGAAAAAUUAUUAAACCACCGAUUGAAAAAUUCACGACAUUUUAUUGUUUCAACUGCAACUUAAGGUAAUGAACGACAAUUUUGUUUAGUCAAAAAGUGAAAUUUCAGCGACAAAAUCGAAAUAAUAAAAAAAGAUUAAACACGAUCAAAAAAGAAUGAAACCUGAAGAUGCACUAGCCAAAAACAGUCAAUUUUAUUGAAAAUAGCGGAAAAAUAAACAAUUUUGUUGAAAAUUAUUCAGAAAUAGGUACCUCUAGUCAAUUUUUUCAAUAAUUCCCAAAACUAGUCAAUUUUUUCAAAAACUGCCACAAAUAGUUAAUUUUAUCAAAAAUUCCAAAAAUAGGUAGUAGGGGUAAUGGCCCAGUUUUUUUUACCCUCCAAUAAUUUUCUGAAAAAUAAGCCACGAAAGUCAUGAAUCGAUUUGAAAACCAUACAAACAUGUUUUAUGGUUUUUUUGGAACACAAUGCCCUUGAAAAACUGCAUUUUCCAUUCAAUCUUCAUGGUUCAGGGGACUUUGAAAAAUGUGAUGUGAAUUUCAGUCGAUUUUCUUAACAAAAUUUUAAAAAAGUGUGUUUUGAUAUUAAGUUUGUAUAUUGUUCUUUGCCGUUAAAUUUAAAACGAUCGUUCGUUU